Molecule: messenger RNA, 4055 nt
Organism: Hippopotamus amphibius kiboko
Lineage: Eukaryota; Metazoa; Chordata; Mammalia; Artiodactyla; Hippopotamidae
Gene: ZNF2
Product: zinc finger protein 2
Exons: 6
Coding region: 1905-3185 (426 amino acids)
Biological process (GO): negative regulation of transcription by RNA polymerase II
Molecular function (GO): DNA-binding transcription repressor activity, RNA polymerase II-specific
Source: RefSeq, a predicted model, not a curated record
UCUUCCUGGGUCCCAAGCCAGUGUAUGCCGGAGGUGAGGGCUGCGGGUGUGUGUCUUGGAGGAGCCCAGUGAGCGCAGCGGCCGAGAGAAGGGGAUACUGAGAACUUGGGGGAGAUGCUGUGGGAGUAGAACGAGUGACGCGGGCAGAGCCAGCCUGCAGAAUGUGUGUGUGUGUGUGUGUGUGUGUGGACGUCCGGCUCGGACAGGUGCGGAUGGAAAGUUGCCCCCCCACCCCUGUAUGUGCAUAUGUUCCGUGGGAUGUGGGCACUGUUAGCAAUGUCCUUUCAGCGUGCACCAACUAUGUGUCAGAUCCCAACUCUCAGGUUGGAAGUUUGGAGCCUUCCUCCGCUCCUCCUGUAUCUUAUUCCCGUAAUAGGUGCUUAAUAAACGUGGGUGGAAUUGACACUAAAUCUAGGGUGCCGCCCACCCCAGUCCCUCCCUCUUUCCCAGAAAGCGCGUGAGAUUGUCUCAUUUAGCUCCCUACCCUAGACCUCCGCGUAAGAUCACGGGACCUUUGUGGAAGAGGUAGGAUUUGAUGUGAAAAAAAAAAAAAAAAAAUAAGAAAGAAGUAGCGAUGGGUUAGGUAGAUUUGAGAAGGAGAUGCUUUUUAUGAGAGGGAAGUGUCGAGGAAUAGUGGGAGACAAGGGUAGGGAAAAGUACACUGGGGUCAGGGACAUAGAGGAUCAGGACAAGACUAAGGUUAGCAGGGUGGAUUGUAUGGGACCGAUCGGGGAGUGACAGGAAUAAAACUAUUUGAGUACAGUUAUUCUAGAGGUCACAUCCAGGACUAGAGAGGGGAAGGGACUAGUGCGGAGAGCCAGUUAGGAAUACUUGGUGGAGGUCGUGGUCCUGAAGCAAGCUUUUGUGCACCUGAAUUACGAUGGUGUCAGUGGUGCGGAAGAUACAAAUGACGUUGCAAAAGAGGAAUCAAAAGGACCUGGUGACUGACUAGAUUUGGGAGGAACAGAGCUAGGUAAGAGUUUGAAUUUGGGGCACCUGGGAGAAUAAUAGAACAUCUGCUAGAAAUGUAAGGGCAGGGAGAGGAGUUGAUGUGGGGAAUUGCAUAGGGGAAGAUGGUUUUAAGAUGCUGACAGAAUGCCUAAUUCAGAAUUCUUAGCCAUUUGGACAUGCGGGAUGAGUUUGGAAGAGGGAUUGGGAAUAGACUCAGGAAGCAUUUCUGUAGAGGUGGAAAAUGGAGCGCCAGAUGUGGACAGACUUUUUACAGGAUAGCAAGAAGAACACUACACAGUCUGAGCCUUGGGCAGUAUCACAGACUUGUCAAAACAGUCAAAAAGCUGCAGAGAAAUAAGGAGAAAAGGACUAUUGGAAUUAGAGUUCAGAAAUGCGUUGGCAGUUUUCAAGCAUGCAGUUUCAGGUGUAUGUGGGGUGGCAAGAGCAGAAUAAUGGAUUCAAGAAGAGUAGGUGGUGAUGGUGUGGAGUCAGUAGGUAUGUAGAAGAAGUUUGAUCAUGAAAGGAGAACCUAAAUGAGUAUUGUUUUGCCAGGGGGAGGCUGUGGGAUUCAGUGAAGAUAAUUUCACAACGAGGAGUACUGUAUCUGAUAUGUGAAGAAGCUCCUGGAGAGAUGGGAGAUGCUGGAGAAAAGACGAGUGGGUUAUGCAGGAAGCAGAUUCUGAGAGGGAACAGUGGUGGAAAAGAAAAUAGGACAGAUGCAGGCCACUAAGGACCCAACGGUAAUAUUUUGAGACCCUCGUGGGGAUGGAGGAAUCUUGACAGACCAACAAAGAAAAGACUACAUACUGUCUUAGACAGCACAAGUGGGAGGUUCCUGGUUGCCAGCUGAUGGUGUAUAUUUGUGUCCAUUUGUACAUGUAUUACUGGGCCUCCUAGCAAGAUUCAAACACCAAUCUCCCCUCAGGACUCGGCUCUUCUCUGCAAGGAAGGGAAUGGCUGCUGUAUCUCCGACUGCUAGAUGCCAGGACCCAGUGACAUUUGAGGACGUGGCCGUGAUCUUCACAGAUGAAGAGUGGAGGCAUCUCAUCCCUACUCAGAGGGACCUCUACAGGGAGGUGAUGCUGGAGAACUAUAAGAGCAUUGUCUCACUGGGACUUCCAGUUCCUGGACCUGAUGUGAUUUUUCAGUUGAAGAGAGGGGGUGAGCCUUGGAUAGUGGAUCUUCAUGGAUCUGAGGGGAGAGAAUGUGCAGAGAAUGUCUCUCAAGACUGGGAGACAAAGCCUGAGAUUCAAGAUGCUUCAGAAGAAGAAAAAUCAGAAGGAACAUUGAGGGAAAAGUGUGGAAGGAAAGGUCCUCCAUCUCCUAAACUUGAAAUUCAUGCAUUGGAUGGUGGGUUGGGAACAGAGAGGCAAAGCCCUGCAGUGGAGGCCUGUGAGAAAUCCCUUUCUCAGGAGGAAAGCUUGCGGUAUGGGGCAACCCCUCCCAAGAAAAUUCUCACUAAAGAGAGAGACCAGGAAUGCAGUGACUGUGGAAAGGCCUUUUUUGACCACUCCUCCCUUAUCCGCCAUCAGAGAACUCACACUGGAGAGAAGCCCUAUGACUGUCCUGAGUGCAAGAAAGCCUUCAGUCACAGGAGUAGUCUCAGUAGACAUCUGAUGUCGCACACUGGGGAGAGCCCCUAUGAGUGCAGUGCCUGUGGGAAAGCCUUUUUCGACCGUUCAUCCCUAACUGUACAUCAGCGAAUUCAUACCGGAGAGAAGCCUUUUAAAUGCAAUGAGUGUGGAAAAGCCUUCUUUGACCGCUCAUCCCUUACUCGGCACCAGAGAAUUCAUACUGGAGAAAGUCCUUAUGAAUGUAAUCAGUGUGGGAAAGCCUUUAGCCAGAAAAGUAUUCUUACUCGACAUCAGCUAAUCCAUACGGGCAGGAAGCCGUAUGAAUGUAACGAGUGUGGGAAAGCCUUCUACGGUGUCUCAUCGCUGAAUAGACAUCAGAAAGCCCACGCUGGAGAGCCUCGCUAUCAGUGCAGCGAGUGCGGGAAAGCUUUCUUUGACCGCUCCUCCCUUACUCAACAUCAGAAGAUUCACACUGGAGACAAGCCAUAUGAAUGCAGUGAAUGUGGGAAAGCCUUUAGCCAGAGGUGCCGGCUUACACGACACCAGAGGGUUCACACAGGAGAGAAGCCCUUUGAAUGCAGCGUGUGUGGGAAAGUUUUCAGUUCCAAAUCAUCAGUUAUUCAGCAUCAAAGACGUUAUGCCAAACAGGGAAUAGACUGAGUUGGGCAAAAGCUUUAAUCAAAGGACCUCCAUGAAAACUCAAGUUAGGUUAUCUCCAUCUUAAACGCAUCACCUGGUCAUUACACCUAUUCUGGCUACUACUCUCCUUUCCUGCCUCUGCUACCACAGUGUUUGAAGGAACAUUCUCUACGCACUGUGUUAUAGAGCUGAUGUGGGAUGCCAGAAAUUAGGAUGUGACUUUAAAGACUCAACAUUUUGCAGAGGUUUGUCAGACAAUAGGGACAAACGUUAGGAGGUGAUCAUCAGACACACCUCUUCUCCAAGGCCCCAGGUAUCACUGCACUUUAAAUAACGUGAGGCCAUACCAGGAGGGGAAGGCACACUAAUGUCAGAGCAGCACUGUUGUUUCUAGAACAGUUCUUUUUUUAAAGCCGUUAGUCCCUCUCUCUCAGAGACUUUUUUGGGCACUGACCUUGUUCUGUUAUGUCCCAGCUUCUAGAUCUCUUAAUACUACUACUAGUAGCUAGCACUUAUUGAGUGCUUAUUAUGGGGUAAGCACUCAGCUGAGAGUUUUGCAAGCAGUAGUUUAUUUGGUCCUCUCACCAACCCUCUGAAGUAGGUACUGUUACUACCCACAUUUUUACAGAAGAGCAAACUGAAGUUUAAAGGGGUUAAAUAACUUGCCUAAGGUGACAGCUAGUAAAAGGUGAAGCCGGGUCUUGAAUACAGGUCUCCCUUCAAAGUCUGUUCUCUUUACCAUAAUGCUAUAAGGUUUGUUUUAUAAUUUAUGUACAUGUAUUAUCUCCUCAACCAGAUUGUAAGCACUCGGAAUUGUGACAUACACGUCUUUGUAUCUCACACAGUGCCUUGCAAAUAAUAGGUGCUCAAUAAAUAUUUAUCUGAAUUAAU